Messenger RNA from Fundulus heteroclitus (mummichog), 2026 nucleotides. Its product is annotated as schwannomin-interacting protein 1. Gene Ontology annotation, cellular component: cell junction; plasma membrane. The record is from RefSeq and is a predicted model, not a curated record. The coding region runs from base 144 to 1067 and encodes 307 amino acids. Gene Ontology annotation, biological process: positive regulation of hippo signaling. NCBI's taxonomy places the organism in Eukaryota, Metazoa, Chordata, Actinopteri, Cyprinodontiformes, Fundulidae. The transcript has 8 exons.
GUGUUUUAAGAGGCACCGAGCUCCAGAAAAACAGCCAAAGAGCAAUAAAUCCUAAAUGCACCCAUUUUUUAUGCAAGACUGCUUUAGGUUGGUAUGCAUAAUUCAGCUUUCUGAAGGAUAUUUGGAAUGCAUAGUCUGCCUUUAUGGAAGAAUAUGAUUUGGAUUUGGAUGAGGCAGAAAUGUUCAGAGGGGCCACGUUAGGCCAUUGGUGGAAGGACGGGGACGGCAGCAGGAGUACACAAAGCCACGAAGGAGGCUGCAAGGUUGAGAGCUGCAGCUGGGCCAAGGAAGUCCAGGACAUCUUUGGACCACAAGCUGAAGACGCCUACAGUGGGGGGCGAACCAGGCUGUCCAGCAUCUCUGCUCAGAGGAAUGAGAGAGAGUCAAUCAGGCAGAAACUUGCCCUUGGCAGUUUCUAUGACGACGAGCCUGUCAUCUAUACCAGCUGCAGCAAGAGCACCCCAUCCUUCCGGCUGCAGAGCGGGGUGAACCUGCAGGUUUGUUUCGUUAACGACAGCAGCAGUGACAAAGACAGCGAUGCCGAGGACAGUAGGACAGAGACCAGCCUGGACACACCUCUGUCACCGAUGAGCAAGCAGAGUUCCUCGUUGUCAGACCGUGACACUGCGGAGGAAGACUCGGAUCCGUUGGAUGACUGCAGCGGGUUCUGGCGGGUGCAGCGAAGGCUGCAGGAGGAGGCCCGGGUGGCGUUGGCGCUGGCUCGACCCAUGGCUCGCAUGCAGGUGGAGGUGGAGAGACAAAUCCAGCUGCAUAAACGUUCGCCUGUGGCCGACCUGCUCCCUCAUCUGCCCCACAUCAGUGAGGGGUUGGUGAAGUGGAACCUGAGGCGUGGGGACAUGAGAGACAUGAGUCUGGGGCAGCUGCAAGUCAUAACAAAUGACUUACACUCACAGAUUCAGAAUCUAAAUGAGGAGCUGGUGCAGUUGUUACUAAUGAGGGACGAGUUGCACGUGGAGCAAGACGCCAUGCUGGUGGACAUAGAAGACCUCACCAGGCAUGCACACAGCCAUCAGCGGCACCAAACAGAGAAAGCAGUCUCUAAAUAAACCUCCUAGUUCACGCUUGUCCAUCUGCACGCCAUCCAACCUCCAGUACCACAGACUGUUGCCAGUGUUUUGUAUUUUUCAAAUCAAGCCAUGGUGAUGAGUUUUGGAAAACCCGACUAAACAGCCUAUAGAAUAAACACACAUGCAAUUUUGUUGCAUCGCAUGACUCGGUCUGAAAACCCCCCCCAAACCAAAGUCAGAAAAGAAUAAGUACACUAAUUUCAAUAUGAACACAAAUGAGCUGGUGAAGGCUUUUCACCUUAACCAAACAUGUCAUAUGUUGUAGCUGUUAGGAUGGGGGAAUCCUUUUGACAUCAUUUGUGUUCAUGUUUUUUUUUUUUUUUUUUUUUUUUUUUUUUUUAGCUUUUGGUGAUUUUUGCACUAUUCAUUUUUGGGAAUAGCUCUUGAGCCUUGUUUUGCCUCUUUUUUUUUUUAGAGCUCUUCAAAUGUGCCACAUAAAACACUAGAUUUUAUUGAAAUGCUCUGCAUAUUUGUAAAGUGUAUCAUUUAUUUCACUCUGAGCACUGUAUCAAAGCUGGUUCAUCACUGAAAUUCCCUUUUAGCAUCUGCUUGAAACUGAAUUUUUACUUUGUUCCUAUCGAUAGAGUAUUAACAUCAAGAUAGUCAUUUAAAACCACAGAGUCAUAUUAAAGUAAGAACAUUCUGAUAGGAAAUAUGCAAAAUCCUGCUUUAUGUUUUAUUUACUUAUGCAGACCAUACAACAUGUUGGUUAUAUAUUAACAAAAAUUGUCAGAAGAAUCUAUUUUAUCUGUGUAAAUGUUAAGAGGCUUUAUUUAAAGAAUGAAUAACUUGAUUAGAUGUAUUUGGUGUUUUCACACUCAGCUUUCUAAGAAUGUCAGUUCACACAAAGAUCAACUUUAUAUCGUUUGCUUCAUUAACAAAUGUACUGUACAAUGAUUGUAAUAACGAACCCAGUAAUAAUAAAUGUUUAAACUGUG